AUGAAAGGGUUCAAGCAGAGAGUGCAUGAACAGCUUUCUCGAGCGAGUAGAGAGACCAGCAAAUCGAAAAAUAAAAAAGAUGGCAAUUCUGGAACUUCCUCACCCUCGGUUGCGGGCUCAAGCUCCACAGCCAUUGGUAAUGCCAAUUCUCCCAACACGUCAGCACAUGGUACGCCAACGUCCUCCACAACCACGCUAGCCAAUUCGAUCAAUAAGCCAUUGCCUGGAGGUGAGAAUGGUAUCUCAGCGCAUGGACAUGGACCGAAUCUACAUGCAUCUCCCCAGGGGACUCCCAACUCUGCCCCUACUGGUGGCCCUUUUGCACCCCCGCUACAUCAAGGCCAAUCCGGCGGGUCUGGAGCCGGACCUGGAGGACCUGGUACGCCUACAAGAUCUGGACACGGCGCGCCUCCCAAUGUUAUCAUUAGUCCAAGCUCUGGCAAUGCUCCGCAUAUACCACCGCCAGGCGCAGUCGAAAACAUGCCUGGCGAUCUUGCUCCACCUCGGCACGGCCAAAAACCACCAUUCAACAGCCUCUCUGCGACUCCAAAGGACCUUUCUGAGGGUAUCAGAACACCCAAACGUCAGCACUCCUCGAGAUUUGACGUGUCGGAUCAGCGGCAAAGAGAGCUCAACAAGGAGCCGGGUUUUCAUGAGGUCCCGCCGAAUAAGCGAGAGGAAUUGUUUAUGCAGAAGAUUGAGCAGUGUAACAUCAUAUUUGAUUUUAAUGACGCUAGCGGCGACAUGAAGUCAAAAGAGAUCAAGAGGCUAGCAUUGCAUGAGUUGCUUGAUUAUGUCGCCAAUAACAGACAAGUCAUCACGGAGCGAAUGUACCCCAGAGUCGUGGAAAUGUUCAGCAAGAAUCUUUUCAGGCCUAUACCGCCGCCUGUCAAUCCGCAAGGCGAGGCCUUCGAUCCCGAAGAAGACGAACCCGUUCUAGAAGUUGCGUGGCCACAUAUCCAGGUUGUUUAUGAAUUCUUUCUUCGAUUCAUCGAGAGCCAAGAUUUCAACACCAACAUAGCGAAAGGCUACAUAGAUCAUGGUUUUGUCUUACAGCUCCUUGAAUUAUUUGACUCAGAAGACCCUCGUGAGCGAGACUUUCUCAAGACGACUCUACACCGAAUAUACGGCAAGUUCCUCAAUCUACGGUCUUAUAUCCGCCGCUCAAUCAACAAUGUUUUCUUUCAAUUUGUAUACGAAACCGAAAGAUUCAAUGGUAUCGCUGAGCUUCUGGAGAUCCUAGGAUCAAUCAUCAAUGGCUUUGCUCUUCCGCUCAAAGAAGAGCACAAGCUAUUUCUGACACGAGUAUUGAUCCCUUUACACAAAGUCAAGAGUCUAAGUAUGUAUCAUCCGCAGCUAGCGUAUUGUAUCGUACAAUUCUUGGAGAAGGAUGCAGCCUUGACGGAAGAGGUGGUACUCGGUCUCCUCAGGUACUGGCCUAAAGUCAAUAGUACAAAGGAGGUCAUGUUUCUGAAUGAGGUCGAAGAUAUUUUCGAGGUGAUGGACCCCAGUGAAUUUGCCAAGGUUCAAGAACCUUUGUUCCAACAACUCGCAAAGUCGGUGGCAAGUCCUCAUUUCCAGGUCGCCGAGAGAGCACUCUACUUUUGGAAUAAUGAGUAUUUCUGCAACCUCAUAAGUGACAACGUUGAAGUCAUUCUUCCAAUUAUGUUCCAGCCGCUGUACGAGAAUUCUAAAGGCCAUUGGAACAGGACUAUUCACGGCAUGGUCUACAAUGCAAUGAAGCUAUUCAUGGAAAUCAACCCCCAGCUGUUUGACGAAUGUUCGGAUCAUUACCGCGAGACUCUUGCUGCAGAGGAGGAAAUCAAGCUCAACCGGCUUGAGAAAUGGGAACAAUUGAAGGUCAUGGCCCAGAAGCACGCUAAAACCAAGGAAGCCGCCAUUCCGUCGGUGACGGAUCGCGUGGGAAACAAAGUCAAAGCUCCCUCGAGAAUUGAGGAAGACCCCAUCACACAGGACAGUCAGAAGAGGCUGGACGCUCUCAGGCUGCAAGAUGAGACUGCUAGUGGACGAGAUGGCAGGAGACGGAAGGGCUCUGAUUCAAUGCCUCGCCAAGAUCCUGCCGCUGAGAUACGUCAACGUAUAGAACGCAAUGGCUCGAAUGGCUCUGUGCCGCAGGCGCCAACCUCGAGGCAGGACAUCAUCAAUAGCGUUCCUAGAGCAGGAUAA
Bacidia gigantensis is the source of this 2187-nucleotide messenger RNA. RefSeq lists its product as uncharacterized. Gene Ontology annotation, cellular component: protein phosphatase type 2A complex. Gene Ontology annotation, molecular function: protein phosphatase regulator activity. The transcript has 6 exons. Gene Ontology annotation, biological process: signal transduction. The coding region runs from base 1 to 2187 and encodes 728 amino acids. NCBI's taxonomy places the organism in Eukaryota, Fungi, Ascomycota, Lecanoromycetes, Lecanorales, Ramalinaceae. The record is from RefSeq and is a predicted model, not a curated record.